AUGGGCUUCAAUUUCACAGACGUGGGUUCUGAUGAUGUGACAGACGUGGGUUUUGAUGAUGUGGCAGAUGUGGGCUCCGAUUAUGUGGCAGACGUGGGUCCCGAUGAUAUGGCAGACGUGGGUUUUGAUGAUAUGACAGACGUGGGUUUAAGUGAUGUAACAGACUUGAGUUCCGAUGAUGAUAUGACAGACGUACGUUCCAAUAAGGUGACACGUGGGUUUGAUAAUGUAACAGACAUGGGCUCCAAUUUCACAGACGUGGGUUCUGAUGAUAUGACAGACGUGGGUUUAAGUGAUGUGACAGACGUGGGUUCCGAUGAUAUGUCAGACGUGGGUUCUGAUGAUAUGACAGACGUGGGUUUAAGUGAUGUAACAGACUUGAGUUCCGAUGAUGAUGUGACAGACGUACGUUCCAAUAAUGUGCCAUACGUGGACGUGGGCUUUGAUGAUGUGACAGACGUGGGCUCCGAUGAUGUGACAGAUGUGGGUUCCAAUAAUGUGACAUACCUGGUGACAGACGUGGGUUUUGAUGAUACGACAGACGUGGGUUUAAGUGAUGUGGCAGACGUGGGUUCCGAUGAUGUAGCAGACGUGGGUUCCGAUGAUGUAGCAGACGUGGGCUUCGAUGAUGUAGCAGACGUGGGUUCCGAUGAUGUAGAAGACAUGGGCUCCGAUGAUGUGACAGACGUGGGUUCCGAUGAUGUUUCAGAUAUGGGUUCCGAUAAUGUGACAGACGUGGGUUUAAGUGAUGUGACAGACGUGGGUUCCGAUGAUGUGACAGACGUGGGUUCCGAUGAUGUGACAGACGUGGAUUCCGAUGAUGUGACAGACGUGGGUUCCGAUGAUGUGACAGACGUGGGCUCCGAUGAUGUGACAGACGUGGGUUCCGAUAAUGUGACAGACGUGGAUUCCGAUGAUGUGACAGACGUGGGUUCCGAUGAUGUGACAGACGUAGGUUCUGAUGACAUGACAGACGUGGGUUCCGAUGAUGUGACAAACGUGGGUUCUGAUUAUAUGACAGACGUGGGUUCUGAUGAUGUGACAGACAUGGGUUCCGGUGAUAUGACAUACGUGGGUUCUGAUGAUAUGACAGACGUGUGUUCCGAUGAUUCGAGGAGUCUAGCAGCUUCCCUACCGUGGGGCCAGGGGUGCAUUAUAAGAAUCCAGUUGCUGAAAACUUCGAACAGUCCGGUUUCACAGUAG
Molecule: messenger RNA, 1203 nt
Organism: Dreissena polymorpha
Lineage: Eukaryota; Metazoa; Mollusca; Bivalvia; Myida; Dreissenidae
Product: clumping factor A-like
Exons: 3
Coding region: 1-1203 (400 amino acids)
Source: RefSeq, a predicted model, not a curated record